UUUCCAUUCCAGCAAGAAACAUUGUUACACCGCGACGGGCGCCCUGAAUCAUGUCAUCCCACCUCUCUCCCUUCCGUUGGAUUUCUUGCCUUCUUUUACAGUCGACGACGAGCUCGACCUGUCGUUCAAACUCGAGCUUGCAUCGUUCGAGAAGAUGCCCUUCACUCUGCCCCGUGGCCUAGGGCCUCUGAGGCUUCUUAUCGUCUUCUGCCUGGUGGCCUCCGUUUUCUUCUUCCGGUCUUACCUGCUACCAGCCUCUGAUGCAUCCCACUUCAACCUCGCCCCAGCUGCGAACUCCUGGUGGCAUGGCCCAAACUCGGGUUAUUCCGACCUGAGUGAUGUCGAUACCGAACAAGAUUAUGCUCAAGCUGAAGAUCUCGGUUUGAUCUCUGAAAUCACCGACUUCGAAGAUCCUGCCGUCCCCUCGCCUGCCUCUUCCACACCUGAAGCCACCCAUAAACCUGCAGCAGCGCCAGGACUAUUCUACAAGCCCUUCGAUGCUUCCAUGCCCGCCUGCCGACAACUACCAGGCGCAGAUAAAGUCGUCAUCAUCGUCAAGACUGGUGCCACCGAGGUUUUUGCCCGGCUUCCGGAGCAGCUUAUCACUCUGGCAGAAUGCGUUCCAAACCUCAUGAUCUUUUCCGACAUGGAACAAGACCUGGGACAUUUCCAUCUGUACGAUGCAUUGGACGAAAUUGGGGAAGAAUACAGAAAACAUCACGAGGACUUUGAGUUCUACCAUAACAUCCACAGAGCCCAUGCCAUGCACGGCGACGUCAGCGUGCUUGGAUCGGAGAAAGGCUGGAACCUGGACAAGUGGAAGAAUAUCCCCAUGCUGCACAAAGCCUACACGAAAUACCCCAACGCUGACUGGUAUAUGACUAUUGACGCCGAUACGUAUCUUGGCUGGACGAAUCUUCUUCUCUUACUUAGUCAACUGAACCCCGAAGAACCGCUCUACUCCGGCUGUGUCUACUGGCACGGCCCUACGCAAUUCGCUCAAGGCGGCACUGGGUAUCUCUUGUCUCGGAAAGCCGUCGAGAACCUUGAGGCGAUCCGCACUCCAGAGAAGAUCGUGGAGUGGGAAAAAGAAACGUCCACAAUCUGCUGCGGCGACGUCAUGCUCGGUGUCGCCAUGGGCCAAGCUGGUGUCCCUGUUCGAGGAGCCUGGCCCAUGUUCCAAGUCGACCCACCCUGCGCACUCAGCUGGACCGAUCGAUAUUGGUGCACUCCCGCAAUCACCUGGCACCAUGUACACACUUAUGACAUUCAGGAUCUCUGGGAAUUUGAGAAAACAUGGAUCAAUCAGACGUGGAAUGACGACAAGCCUGGCUCGGUGCCCUAUUUGUACAAGGACGCUUUUGAGUACUUUGUCCAGCCUAACAUCGCACAGAAGAAGUCCGAUUGGAACAAUUACUCUGGCGACAAGACAUUUACCGAACCAUCCGAGGAUCAUGUCAAGGAAGACAACGACUGGGAUUGGAAGAAUGAUGACGAAAAACAACAACUCUGGGACGACCUAAACGAGAUCCAAAAACAGUCUACCGAAUCUUUCGAGGCCUGUCAAACUGCGUGCAUGGAUGAUGGUGGUUGCUUGCAAUUCGCCUGGCAUCCCGGCACUUGCAAAUUGAACUAUUCCGUCAGAAUGGGUCACGCAAUCGAGCCGAAGGAAGAAUACUCGUCCGGUUGGAUCUUGGAAAGAGUUGAAGCCUUCAAGCAGGGCCAGGGAACUUGUGAGCAAGCUCGAUUUGAGAUUGACUGAAAAACUGCGACCCAGAAGUGAGCAGAAAGCUCUUCACCUCUCACGAACUACCUCGGCCUGUCCAUUCGCGGCUGCGCAAUCGCUCACGAACAAUGGCUUUGCCCAUGUUGGCGGCUGAUGGCACCAAUCCGUCGACGAAAAGGAUCUGAACGACGAUCGACGUCGUAUCUAGUCUUGUUGAAGCGACGCCCGAGCUUCCCGUCACACAGCCGAAACGCGCCAGGCUGUCCUAUGAACGCAGACAGGUUACGAGCGGAUCAUGGCUGAAAAUCUCCCCUCUCUCCUUCCACUAUCUCCAUAUUGCAGUGGGGCGGGAUAUUCGAGGACCUCCGAAGCGAACGUGACUGCCCGGUCCUGAGGUACGACAACCAACACUUCACUACCUUCGCAUGAUGCACAGAGUGAGCACAUGCUAUAUUCUUUUGACGAUCUAGACUUUUCAUGAUGAGGAACGGAGAUCUAAUAGUAUAGAGAGAUUGACGACGAAUUUAGACUUAGACUACUUGAUGAUACCAGAGAAGAUUUCCGGCUGGCGUUUUCAGAAUCUCAGCGGAAGGGGAUAUCGGCUUAUAUUAUUACCAUUUGUACGAUUCCAUAGGAGGGUCACAGUCACUUUGAGUUGUGGGCUUGUUUUUAUCUGCUAAGACAGUCAACAAACUGCACUACUUGUUCAAUUGUAUUCUGAAAGUUACCAGAUAUGACUGCUAGCGAGCUACCCGUAUGUCAAGUCAACGGAGUAGAUGGGUAGGGUUGUCUAUUAUCUGCUAUAGUAAACAAAGUAACGAUGG
This is a messenger RNA of Exophiala xenobiotica, 2550 nucleotides long. RefSeq lists its product as uncharacterized. Gene Ontology annotation, cellular component: membrane. Lineage: Eukaryota; Fungi; Ascomycota; Eurotiomycetes; Chaetothyriales; Herpotrichiellaceae. Bases 155 to 1762 code for a protein of 535 amino acids. The transcript has a single exon. The record is from RefSeq and is a predicted model, not a curated record. Gene Ontology annotation, molecular function: glycosyltransferase activity.